GAGCCGAAGGCAGACGCCCAACGGCUGAGCCACCCAGGCGCCCCUCUAUAAUUUUUUUCUAACAGGGACUGGUUGGUAUAUAGAGAGAGCCAUUAAAAUGACAAUGACUGUGUAUGAGCUUAACCAGUGUAUGAACCCUGAGAAGCGCACAUACCACAUUUGGGGGCCAUCUGAUAGAGCAGAAAAGACCUUGGGGCUCAUUCCUCAUUCCUCCCCAUCUCUAAGUAGAGCUCAUAAGGAGCUCUUCUCACCCAGGCCUCUAACCUCCCGGCAAGAUGACAGGUGUUCCCUACGGGGCAGGAAUGCUAGGGCCUUGCGGUUGGUUUGGCUUAUUUAUCUGUUAUAUCCUAGGAAGAAGGGGUAAGGUAUCAUUUCAUACACCAGUGAGGACUUUGGAAUUCCCAAGCUGUCCCACCCCUGCACAACAGCCUCAUCUCCCAUCCCAGCCACUAGGGACCCCCUUCCCAGAACCCUGGCUGGAUGAUGUCACAGACAGGUGACUUCACUGCGGCAAAGGAACCGGAAAUCUCAGUGGCAUGGGGGAGGAGGGAGGAUGUUUCUCUCCCAUCCCAACCCCCCAUGUCUGUGGUGAAGUCGAUCGAAUUAGUGUUGCCCAAGGAUGCAGUCUACCUAGCCGGCUCCAGCAUAAAAGGGCAGGUGGUUCUAAUCCUGAACAGCACCCUGGUGGACCCUAUUGUGAAGGUGGAGCUCGUGGGAAGGGGUUAUGUGGAGUGGAAUGAAGAAAUCGGGGCAUCCCGUGAUUAUAGCAGAGAUGUUAUUUGCAACAACAAGGCCGACUACGUGCACAAGAUGAAGACAUUCCCAGUAGAGGAUAAUUGGUUAAGUGCAGGCAGCCACACCUUUGACUUCCAUUUCAGCUUACCUCCCAGGCUUCCUUCUACCUUCGUCAGCAAAAUUGGCCACGUCUUCUACUUCGUGCAAGCCUCCUGCAUGGGCCGGGAGCACAUACUGGCGAAGAAGAGAAUGUACUUGUUGGUUCAAGGGACUUCGGACUUCCACAAAGAAAACCCAUUGCAGACCCCUCUCUUGGUGGAGGCUGAGAAGAAGGUCUCCUACAACUGCUGCAGCCAGGGCGCCAUCUGCCUCCAAAUCCAGAUGGAAAAGAACACUUUUACUCCGGGGGAGAGGGUCGUCUUCACCACGGAGAUCAACAACCAGACCAGCAAGUGCAUCAAGAUGGUCACCUUCGCCCUCUACAUCCACGUGCAAUGUGAGGGCUUCACCCCCAGUGCAGAGCGGCGGUCUCGGGUGGACAGCAGUGAGCUGCUCCGGCAGGAGGCCAACACUCAGAUCACGCCCUUCAACACCACCAAGAUCGUCAGCACCCUCAACCUCCCGCAGGUGCUGUCCGUGAGCAGCGGCAUGCGGGACGGCGAGAUCAUGAGUACCCACUACGAGCUGGUCAGCACGGUCCACCUGCCCUGGUCCCUGACCAGUGUGAAGGCCAAGGUUCCCAUCAUCAUCACCAGUGCCCCUGUGGACCCAGACAGCUGCCCACGGCUGGAGGGGGCAGCAUCACCCGAGAGCCAGGAGUACCAGAAUUAAGUGCCCCAACUUCUAAAUAUUAAAAGCUUUAUCAGACUCUACGGGCAGCCCUUUUUUUGUCUGGCACAGAUGGGCUUCAGAUGGGUUGGGGUGUGGAUGGCACGUGCCUAAAACUUCCCACAAUGCAGCCACUUAGGCAUCAGUUUCUCCCUGCCCCAGAUAGUUUACUGAAGGCCAGGAGAAGAUGAAGGGAACUGACAAGGUCUUCCAGGAGCCUCCUCCCUGGUUAGGGCUCCAGACCCAUUUCCGUACUGGGGUCUUACAGUGCCUCGACCCGGGGUCCCCAACUGCGGCGAUUCUGCCUUCCAGCCGCACUAGCAAAGUCUGAUGGUCCUGGUUCUCACCACCGAGGGGCACAGGGGCUGCUCCUGGCAUUGGGUGAAUGGGGGCCAGGGAGGGAUGCUGCCCACUGUCCCGCGAUGCCCAGGCUGGCCUCACCCCACAGAAUGAUCUGGCCCCAAAGGUCCAUAGCUCCAGCGGGGAGAAAACGUGCAUUCAUUAUCUGGGGGAAAAAUUCAGUUUGAUCCCUAGCUCACACUAAACACCAGAAUAAAUCCCCGAUGGAUCAAGCGAAGGAAACCAGGGUGACCCCCCCCCCAGCGUCUGUGAGUUCCCUCCUCUCCCUCCCACUCAAUGUGUGUAUUUAAAUAUAUGCAGUAUCCCAGGAUAUCCUCAGUCGGUCAGAUGGUUAUAGAAUGUAGUCUCCUGGGGGUCCACAGAAUCCCUUAACCCAGUGGGUUUCACCCAAAGGGAUCCUGCCCCUCAGGGGACACUGGGCAAUGUCUGGGGACGUUUGUGGUUGUCAUGACUUCGAGUGCUCCUGGCAUUGAGUGGGUGGGGGUCAGGAAUGCUGCUCAACAUCCCACAGUGAACAGGACAGACCCCCACAA
Messenger RNA from Callorhinus ursinus (northern fur seal), 2456 nucleotides. It is a transcript of the gene ARRDC5, whose product is annotated as arrestin domain containing 5. The record is from RefSeq and is a predicted model, not a curated record. Gene Ontology annotation, biological process: protein transport. Gene Ontology annotation, cellular component: endosome; cytoplasm; plasma membrane. Lineage: Eukaryota; Metazoa; Chordata; Mammalia; Carnivora; Otariidae.